CAUCGCCCAAUACAUUGUACGAUGUAUCGGCAGCUUUAUCGGGCGAUUUCACGCGUGUCUCAUCUGCAGCCGAUAUACAACUAGAUUCAUCUUCCGAUAUAUUGCCCGAUGAAUCGGGUUAA
Messenger RNA from Didymodactylos carnosus, 122 nucleotides. Lineage: Eukaryota; Metazoa; Rotifera; Eurotatoria; Philodinida; Philodinidae. The record is from the annotation of a GenBank genome assembly.